Messenger RNA from Pelobates cultripes (western spadefoot toad), 789 nucleotides. The record is from the annotation of a GenBank genome assembly. NCBI's taxonomy places the organism in Eukaryota, Metazoa, Chordata, Amphibia, Anura, Pelobatidae.
AUGGAGGUCAUCCAGCAGCUCGUCUUUGCUCUGCUUGGCUUUUGGUUCCUUGUAGUUACAAUACAUGUCGCACUGUCUGAAAGAAGGUUGCUAGCAGCGAAAAGAAACACAGCCGAAAAGAGAAGAAAACUUCUGGCUUGGGUCUUGAGACAGGAAGAGAAGUACACCUUUGUGCGGCAAAGACAAAGAUGGCAGCGCUAUAGGGUAAGCAACUUUAUACCAUGCAUUAUCAUAUUUGUCAUGUAAUUCUACUCAUAUGUUAAAUAACUUAUGAAAAAAUCUAAUAUAAGAUGAGAAGGAUAUACAUGAUGUAUUUAACAACAUACAUGUUGCAAAUGUAUGUUAAAUUGCACAUUUAAAGUAUUACACCUAACAUAUAUACUCCUUAUUUAUGCUGUAUUAUAUUUGACUUCAUAUUGAUAUGGUGUAUUAAGUUAUCUGUACCAUCUGUGUUUUGUUCUUUUUUAGAUUCCUUUGUUUUUGAUAAACCAGCGCCGCCGACCAGUCACUUGGGCUCACUGCCGUGCCAAUGAGUGGUGGGAUGUGACUAUCCCGGAAUUCACACGCACACAGUGGGUGCACAAUUUUCGAAUUUCGGAGGAAACAUUUUCAUACCUUUGUGCAAGGCUACGUCCAGUGAUGGAGAAGAAAAGCACCAACUUCAGAGUCAGUUUGCCUGUGAGGAAAAGAGUUGCCAUUGCACUGUGGAAGUUGGCUACUAACAGUGAAUACAGAAGUAUCAGUGAUCUUUUUGGUGUCAGUAAAUCAUCAGUGUGCCGGUGUGUGUAG